Messenger RNA from Eucalyptus grandis, 1797 nucleotides. Its product is annotated as receptor-like protein EIX1. The record is from RefSeq and is a predicted model, not a curated record. Gene Ontology annotation, molecular function: RNA-DNA hybrid ribonuclease activity; nucleic acid binding; protein binding. Bases 1 to 1797 code for a protein of 598 amino acids. The transcript has 5 exons. Lineage: Eukaryota; Viridiplantae; Streptophyta; Magnoliopsida; Myrtales; Myrtaceae.
AUGGCGGCACGGGCUCCGGUGGAGAGGGCGUCGGGCGGGGUGCGUGGCGGGUGGCGCUCGGCAAGGUCGGAACGGCGGGCUUCGCCUGAGUCGGGCUCGGGCCGGGCAGCAGCUGGUCGCGGUGCAGAGGCGCGGCGGUGGGCGUCGAAGGCACGCGGCAGCGGCAGCGGCGUUGAGGGGUUGCUGCAUCGGCGGCCAGGCGCGGCGACGGUGCUCGCAGUGGCGCAGCGAGCGGGCUUCGGGGUUCGGGUCGGCGGUGGCGGCGCAGCACCGACGCGGGGUGGACCAAAAGAACACGGCGGAGGUAACUUUCAUGGAACGGUUCCUCAACAAUUGGGAAACUUCACCGAGUUGCAAGUCCUUGAUCUUCAUGAUGAUAAUGGAGAUUUGGUCAUUGAUGAUACCCAAUGGGUUUCUUAUCUUCAAUCACUAAAUUACCUCGACAUUAAUGGCUUAAAGAUUGCUAAAGCAAGAGACCUAAUGCAGGUUGCUGAUACCAGAGGAGCAAUAGCUUACAUUUGCAGAAAUCAUACGAGCGAAAUGGUGGAUGGAUAUACCUCUCGAGUUACUGCUACCUCAGCUUUGCAGGUUGAAGUUUCUGGCCUCCUUUCGGCGCUACACCAUCUCCGGCGACUUGGCAAAUCCAACGAUCCGUUGAUUUUGGAAUCGGACUGCCUUGCAAUGGUCGAAGCAGUCGCAGAUCCUCGGAAGAUUCCAUGGGAGAUUAGGUUUGUUCCUCGUACGGCCAACUCGGUCACGGAUUGGGCUGCAAAGGCCCAAGUUGUCGAUUUGAAUCUCGGUGGUAAUGAGCUAUCCGGGAGUAUUCCUGACUGUUGGAAGGGUUUUAGAUUAUCUCACUUGACUUUGUCGUUCAAUAAGCUAUUUGAAGUUAUCCCAAGCUCGAUUGGAUCCUUAUAUCAACUUUCAACCCUGCACUUGAAUGGGAACCGUCUCAACGGGGAGCUUUCUCUGGCUUUGGGUAAUUGCACAAGCCUAGUAAUUUUAGAUCUUCGAGAGAAUAACUUCUCUCGAAGCAUUCUGACAUGGUUCAACAGAAGAUGUUUUCUCUUGAAAAUCGUGAGGCUACGGGAGAAUAGUUUUAUUGAUAACAUCCCUCCGCAGCUUUGCUCGCUUUCAGGAUUGCAAAUUCUGGAUAUGGCGGUGAACAAUUUUACUAGGACCAUCCCACCUUGUCUCGGCCAUAUCAGUGGCAUGAAAAACUUCGAUCAAGAUAUUCCAUCUCAUCUGGGUUGGGAUCAAGAGCCUGCGGUUGAGAUCAUUAAGGGAAGAUAUAAUGCAUACACCAAAGAAAAUCUAUCUCAUCUGAAUUGGAAUCGAGAGCAUGUGGUUGAGAUCAUGAAGGGAAGAUAUGAUGAAUACACCAAAACUGUUUUGCAACUUGUGGUCAAUUUGGAUCUCCCAAGCAACAACUUGAUUGGGCCGAUCCCCAAAGAACUUACUCUCCUCACGGGAUUACAUGGUUUGAACUUGUCCCACAACCUUCUUUUUGGAGACAUUCCCAUUGGUAUUGGAGACAUUAAGUCACUUGAGUCUCUUGAUCUUGCCAACAAUCACCUCUUGGGAACAAUUCGAAAGGGCAUUUUGGUGCUAACAUUUUUAAGCCACCUCAACCUUUUGCACAACAACUUCACGGGGCAGAUUUCGAAAGGCAAUCAAAGCCAGAACCUUGAUGACCCUUCCAUCUAUGCCGGCAAUCCUCUACUCUGCGGGGAUCUUCUAAGAAGAAAAUUCCCUAGUGUUGAGGCGCCUCAAGCACCGAAUACAUAUCACUCCUAA